CCAUUUGGAGGACCUGGAUUCUGGGAGCAUGCCUGGGAAUAAGUUGAGUCAUUCACAACAAACUAAGUUCAAUCUGGUUCAAGUGAAGGGUACAUGGAUCCGGCAAAGUGAGCAGAGCCAGCUGGCAGAGGGGAGGUUAUCAGAUGCUAAAAUCUAUGAGAACCAGUCAGACCACGGAGCGUCCUGGACAGUGGUCAGCCCCAUCGUAUUCAUCUACACAAUAAUUCAGUGCAAAAACAUACUGGAUCCCAGAAAUGACACACUACUAUGGGGACAUAUAGGAAAUAAAGAAGUAAAAGAUGCCUUGAUCAAAACCCAACCUGUUAAGCGUUUUGUUGUGAUCGAUGACACUGUGAAUCAGCUGUACGGCUCCAAAGUAACUCAAUACUUUGAAGCCAGAGGAGUCGUUUACAAGAUUCUCCCUCUGCCCACCACAGAAGAGAACAAAUGUAUGGAAUUAGUGACCAAGAUCCUGGAGGAGGUUCAUAAAUUUGGUAUUGACAGACGCUCUGAGCCAAUCAUAGCCAUUGGUGGGGGGGUUUGUCUGGAUGUGGUAGGUUUGGCAGCAUCUCUCUAUCGUCGGAGGACUCCAUACAUCCGGGUUCCCACCACUUUACUGUCUUACAUCGACGCCAGUGUGGGGGCAAAAACAGGAGUCAAUUUUGCUGGUGGCAAAAACAAGCUGGGAAGCUACAUCCCACCAGUGUCUACGUUCUUAGAUCGAUCAUUCUUCCAAACUCUCCCUCAGCGUCAGAUCUCUAAUGGGAUGGCAGAGAUGUUAAAGAUGGCUCUGAUGAAGCACUGUGGCCUGUUUGAGCUGCUGGAGGCUGAGGGCAACAAGCUGCUUCAUUCCAAGCUGCAGAGCCCUGACUCCAGCUCCAAGAAGGAAGACAGCGCUACUGCAUCCACUCGCAUCGCAAUAGAAACAAUGCUGGAGGAACUGGCACCAAACCUGUGGGAGGAUGAUCUGGACAGACUGGUGGACUUUGGACACCUCAUCAGCCCUGAAUUAGAAAUGAGAGUAUUGCCUGCGUUGCUUCAUGGAGAGGCGGUCAACAUCGACAUGUCCCUGAUGGUGUACGUGGCUCACCACAAGGGGCUGCUAACAGUAGAGGAGAAGGACCGAAUCAUCCGGUGCAUGCUGGGACUAGCACUCCCUGUUUGGCACCAGGACUGUACCCUGGAUCUGGUGCACAGGUCCCUCAGUGAGCGUCUGAAGCACUCUGCUGGCUCUCUGAGGAUGCCCCUCCCAACAGGACUGGGAUGUGCAGAAAUCUUCCAUGACAUGAUUGAGGACAAUAUUCUUCAUCAAGCUUACCAGAUGUGGACUGAUGAGCUUUCUUCUGGUGGGAACAGAUGAAAAUACAGUACUGUGCAUAAGUCUUAGGCCACCUUCAUGGUUGUUUUGCCAGGGUUGAAAUGACCACACAUCUUUAUUUAUCAGUCUUUUUUCUGCAGAUACAGCAAUAAAAAAACAAGGAAUGUGUGUACAUCCUUAAAAGACACAUAAAAACUGAACUAAAUGGAUUCCAAAGGUUAAAACUAUUUAGUGUGGCCCCUGACCCCAUAACAAGAAGUAGCACAAACAGUUAAAAACAUCUGACAUGUUGAAUGAAACCUGCUAUAAAACAUAAGAAAAUUAAUGCAAUGAAUCUCGUAUUGUCUGAAUAGGGAAAAAGACAUGUUAAGUGCAAAAACAGACACCAAACAUUACCUCUUUUGUUUUUAAUUCUGCACAUAUAUUCUAAAUAUAGAUUGUAUCUUAACCCAUAAAGACCCAAACAGCCACUGGCGACCAAAACCAUCAACUGACCUAAAAUGUUUAAUAACUUCUGAACCAUUAAACCUAUCAAUAUGGUGAAAUAAUUCAGGUAAAAUGCAGUUUGUCAUCUAUAAUGACGAUAAUUAUAACUAUAA
Messenger RNA from Sphaeramia orbicularis (orbiculate cardinalfish), 1917 nucleotides. Its product is annotated as 2-epi-5-epi-valiolone synthase-like. Gene Ontology annotation, molecular function: 3-dehydroquinate synthase activity. Gene Ontology annotation, biological process: antibiotic biosynthetic process. Lineage: Eukaryota; Metazoa; Chordata; Actinopteri; Kurtiformes; Apogonidae. The transcript is spliced from 5 exons. The record is from RefSeq and is a predicted model, not a curated record. The coding region runs from base 29 to 1360 and encodes 443 amino acids.